Messenger RNA from Clupea harengus (Atlantic herring), 2978 nucleotides. RefSeq names its product androgen receptor (gene ar). Gene Ontology annotation, biological process: regulation of DNA-templated transcription. The record is from RefSeq and is a predicted model, not a curated record. Gene Ontology annotation, molecular function: DNA-binding transcription factor activity; zinc ion binding; sequence-specific DNA binding. Lineage: Eukaryota; Metazoa; Chordata; Actinopteri; Clupeiformes; Clupeidae.
UCAGCGGAAUUGUAGGCUACGGAGUACACAGGUGGCCCGGGCGCGGUUAAUUAUGAAGGCCUAUUUCAAUUUGGUUUAUCUAACAUAAUGUAAUAACUUCACAUGUUCAAAAUGUAUUUGUUUUAGGCUAUGUCUAGACUGUCUGACUGACAUCUGCAUGGAAAUAACGCUCGUUGUUAAUGAACUUGCUGAGUGACGUUUUUUUCUGGCACCCUUCUGCCUAUAGCUGCGCUAUUUAGCGCUGCUUUUGACUAUGGAGAUACCGGUAGGAUUAGGAGGAGUUUGUGACUCCCCUAAUACAGUUUUUCGAGGAUCUUAUCCAAACCUUUUCCACAACGUGCAAGUUGCCCGGCAGACUAACACUGUAGUCUCUGAAAGACUGGACUUCUCAAGCGCAAAGUGCAGUUUCUUGCAACAAAUACACACGCGGGAAAUGCGCCAAACGAACAGUCAGUCUUCCCGUGAAGGAACAUGCUCUGGGACUGCGUAUGUGUCUAAUUAUGAAGUUACGGCGAAACUGAGAAGUGCUCAUAGGACUAUCGACGUCGGGGUGAGUCGUAUUAAUGUUGCUAAAAACCCAACUGACAUAGACAAAAAGUGGUCGUAUAUCGUUGGCGAAACUGACGGCAGGGAGUUUGCUACCUGUCAAUCUAAUUCACAGUCAUUUAACACAGACCUCAACUCCUGUGCACCAUUUUCGCCUUGUCACACACACAAGUUAGGUCCUGACGGGGACGCAUAUUUGGCAAACAGUUCUCCUGGUUUUACCAGCACCAGUAUCUCAGAAACCGCAAGAGAGCUGUGCAACGCUGUCUCCGUCUCACUGGGGUUGGCCUUGGAGUCGAACGAAGUGAGCGACCAGGGAAGCCCUGCACCGACGUUCUCGAGUGGCCAAAGUGAAAGCAACUUGUUUGAGGUGCCGUUACUGGACAGUGGGACUGAAGGUGGAUCCGUAUGCGCACCCAUGAAAGAAUACAGAAAUCCUGCGAGAGACGAUCAAAUACUCGGGAUGUUUAAAAGUAGACCUACAAAUGUGAACUAUUUGACAGGGGGAGUGGAGAACUUGCAUGACCUCACACCCCCUCGUGUGAGUCAGUCGGAAGAGUUCGGGCUGAACACAACAUGCACGGCCUUAACUAAAGAUUCAACUCUGAUCAUGGCUAAUCCUUGUUAUCAGUUUGACCAGCUGUUGCCCACCAACUUGACAAACUUCAGUUCCGCCAAACCACUGCCAGCACAAUCAGCGAGCAGCCCGCCCCAUACCGUCAACAAGUCUUCAGUCUACCGUAGUGAUGUUGCAGAGACAGCGGAGGAGAAAUAUUACUCAAAUCAUUGCAACAAGAAAAUCAAGUCCGAAGCAACGAAUGAUGAAGUCACAGAAGUAUGGGGGUACCCGUACCGGUAUGCCGAGAACGGACCUUAUCGACAGACCAUGCACCCUUAUUGCUCUGGCGCACAGCCCGCCUUCAUACCUAAACCAUAUGACUAUGCUAGUGGUGGACUGAUGGCUCGAGAAAGGACGACUUCAGAACAGUGGUACGCGAGUGGGAUGCUGUCCCGUAUGUCUUUUCCAACAUCUGGAUGCGUGAAAAAUGAAGUUGGACAGUGGCUGGACAUGUCAUCAUACACCGACGGCAGGUUUGAUGGAGGGCGCGAGCACAUGUUUCCCAUGGAGUUUUUUUUCCCGCCCAACCGUACCUGUCUCAUUUGCUCCGACGAGGCGUCUGGAUGCCAUUACGGAGCUCUCACUUGUGGCAGCUGCAAGGUGUUCUUCAAGAGAGCAGCAGAAGGUAAACAGAAGUACCUCUGUGCGAGCAGAAAUGACUGCACCAUCGACAAGCUGAGGAGGAAGAACUGUCCAUCCUGUCGCCUGAGGAGAUGCUUCGAGGCAGGCAUGAGUCUUGGAGCGCGCAAGCUGAAGAAGAUUGGCCAGGUGAGGGCCCCGGAGGAGGAGGACGCGGUGGCGCAGGUCCCCACCGUUGAGGCGCCCAGGAUGGUCUCCCCCAAGCCCACGCUGUCCUUCCACUCCCAGCUGGUCUUCCUGAACAUCCUGCACUCCAUCGAGCCAGAGGUGGUGAACGCUGGCCACGACCACAGCCAGCCCGACUCGGCCGGCGCCCUGCUCUCCAGCCUCAACGAGCUCGGCGAGAGGCACCUCGUCAAGGUGGUCAAGUGGGCCAAGGGACUUCCAGGGUUUCGUAAUCUACACGUCGACGACCAGAUGACGGUGAUACAGCAUGCUUGGAUGGGAGUGAUGGUCUUCGCCAUGGGGUGGAGAUCCUUCAAGAACGUCAAUGCCAAGAUGCUCUACUUCGCCCCUGACCUCAUCUUCAAUGAGCAGAGAAUGCUUAUCUCAAGCAUGUACGAGCAGUGCGUGCAGAUGAAGCACUUCUCCCAGGAGUUUGCGCUCCUGCAGGUGACUGAGGAGGAGUUCCUCUGCAUGAAGGCCCUCGUCCUCUUCAGCAUCAUUCCAACAGAAGGUCUAAAGACUCAGAAGUAUUUUGACGAAUUGCGUUUAACCUACAUCAAUGAGCUGAAUCGCUUGAUAAGUGUCGCCAGGAAGACUAACUGUGCCCAACGCUUCAACCAGCUCACCCAACUCAUGGACUCCCUGCAACCGAUUGUCAGGAAGCUUCACCAGUUCACCUUUGACCUCUUCGUCAGGGCACAGUCCCUGACCUCAAAGGUAAACUUUCCUGAGAUGAUGGCUGAGAUCGUCUCGGUGCAGGUGCCAAAGAUCCUGGCAGGCCUGGCCAGGCCUAUCCUCUUCCACGAACCGUAGGGUCUCGGACCACUCACAACCAACGGUCACAGCCAGUAUGAGCCAAUCAUGCACUGUUCAAACGCCUGUUGGGGUCGGCUGCCUGGAGAGAGCACUACGAGCUCAGUGACAGAGAUUCAGACACGCACACACACACGCACACACACACACACUCUAGCACACACACACACACACACACACACACACACACACACAC